Messenger RNA from Jaculus jaculus (lesser Egyptian jerboa), 1735 nucleotides. It is a transcript of the gene C22H12orf71, whose product is annotated as chromosome 22 C12orf71 homolog. The record is from RefSeq and is a predicted model, not a curated record. NCBI's taxonomy places the organism in Eukaryota, Metazoa, Chordata, Mammalia, Rodentia, Dipodidae. The transcript is spliced from 6 exons. Bases 759 to 1640 code for a protein of 293 amino acids.
ACAGCCUCGUAAGGUGACACCUGUCUGAGCAGAUCCAGCUCCCAAAGCGUUCUCUCUGGGUCAUUCCUCUCUGAUGGCAGGAUGCGCCAGACAACACUGGGAAAGAAGGCCGCGCUGUGGACCCCAUGCUAACCCUGGGGCUCCCGGCUCCCGUAACGAAGAGCACCACAGCUGUCAAGACGUUUGCCGAGCAGACACCAACCACGCUGACAGGGGAGCCUCUCUUCUCCAUUCCAGCUGCAUGGAAGCAAAUCUACCAGUGAGUGCUGUUCUGGGCCACAGCCUUCCGGAGGCAAUACAAGCUCUGAAUGUAAGCUGGACAGAAGAGGAGGAAGAGGAACACUGACUUUAAACCCCACUGCCCCUGCCCCUCACUGUUUAGGGCUUAUCCUGUGUACCACACAUCCUUCUUUCUCAGUGAGCUGCAAUGUGGACUUGUCUGUGGCCUGCAUCGAGUCACCCAGAAACCUUCUCAGGAUGAGGCUAGAACUUGGUUGCUUUGUCGUCAUGGUGACCAACGGUUCUGGAACACAUCAACUUCUGGCAGUUGUGUUUUUCAGUAUUAAGACUUGGGUCGAAAGGAUUACGAACAUCCCACUUAUUCCUGGGACUCAGUAAGACAGGUGAUGAGAGUCGGCAGGAAGAGAGGCCCAGUGGAGGAUCCUGUCGCACAAAGAAACAAGUUUCCAGAGAGACAGAGUGCCGGCUGCUUCUGUUCUCCUUUGGACAGGACGCAGGUUUUCUGAGCGGAGGGAGACAUGAAAGUGGCGCCUUGGAGCACCACGGCAACCCCACCCUCCAGCAGCGAUGACAGCGACUCCGAGACUUCCUCCGCAUCCAGUUCCAGCCACAGCCUCUCGGUGGGGUACUACCCCUCCGAGAACACUUUCUCCUAUGAGGACAUGGGCUGUGAAGAGAAAACUUCUGCUGACCUGUCAGCCUGCUUCCUCCCUCCUACCCAAGGGGCAUGGGGGACAGAGAGUUUAAGGAGACAUUUGUGGAGACGAGAUCAGAUGCAGUGUGUCCCAGAGCAGUUCUGCAAGCUAAGCAUCAUGCUGGCCUGGGAUGCUGACGUGGGCUCAGACCAUGCAGUCCCACAAGCUAGUGUGGAUCUGAAUGGCCACCACCAGUGGAUGGACAAGGGACUGGGAGAGAAGACAAAACUGACUUCCGACAAGCUGGAGAAUCUAAUUCAAAGGCUGGAAACAUUUCUAGAAAAUGAGAAAUCUGACCAAGACGACAGCCCUGGAUCUGUCUGGGAGGUCCCCUCCCCGCACGCCAGCGACUCCUCUCCACGCACGCUGCAAGCCUGUCUUGAAGAGCUGGACACUUGUCAAGACUCGUCCACCACGUACAGACCACAGAAAAGCAAAGACGCCACCCGCGUCCUCAUGAGUCCUCUGGGGUUACAGGAAGAGGAACUUGACCCAGAGACGAGGCUGAGGGGGAGCCCCACCGAAACCCCGUCCACCUCUUCCAACACACACACCACGUUCUGCCCAAACCUCCGGUGGGCAUUCUGCUGGCUGAGGAAGCGCCUCUUUUCCAGAUGGAGGAGAGACCACCAUCCUGGUCAGGCAAAAAAGAGUUGUUCUCUUAGAGUCAACAGAAUCCAACCCCAAGAAGGCCUCCAGAAUUAGCUCACCGGACACCUCGAGACUUAUAGCUUUUGAUAGCCUCUGUUCUACAACCCCCAUAGGUUUAAUUUUCUUUUCUCAAUAAACAAGAGUUCUGG